Messenger RNA from Sebastes umbrosus (honeycomb rockfish), 2966 nucleotides. RefSeq names its product AT-rich interactive domain-containing protein 3B-like. The record is from RefSeq and is a predicted model, not a curated record. Gene Ontology annotation, molecular function: DNA binding. Gene Ontology annotation, biological process: regulation of transcription by RNA polymerase II. NCBI's taxonomy places the organism in Eukaryota, Metazoa, Chordata, Actinopteri, Perciformes, Sebastidae. Gene Ontology annotation, cellular component: nucleus. The transcript is spliced from 9 exons. The coding region runs from base 1 to 1767 and encodes 588 amino acids.
AUGAUGGAUUACUCAAAGGGGCAAAUGUCAAGCUUUUCCGAAGAGGGCAGUUCAUCUGGGUGUCCACAGUCUGGUAAUGCUGUGAAGCUGGAGGCGAUGAUGGAGCAUCUGCAGAGACAACAAGGAGCCAAACUGGAGAUGAACCUGCAAGAGAAACAUCUCCUUCACGCCCAGCUCCUGUUUGCUCAGCACGCUGCAGCAGCAAGAGCCUCUGGCUCCAGAUUAGACUCUGGCUCCAGAUUAGACUCUGCAUUAUUUGGCAAAGCAGAUGGACAGACUUAUCAAGCAGCUCCACAAGCUUUGAACAGCCAUCUCAGCAGACUAGAUCCAGAUGAGGACGAUGAAGACUCGGAUGAGGAGGAACAGGAAAUGGUGGAGCCUGGAGAGAACGAUGAGGCGGGUGAAGAUGAUGGUGAUGAUGAUGAGGAGGAGGUGGGGGACGUGCCUCAUCAGCAGGCGAAGAAGCCUCAAAUCCAGCAGGUUGCAGGCUUCCCCUUCGCUCCUUAUUCCACACCUCAGUCGUCUGCUGUGAAGCAAAGGUCCGAAUCUCCACCUUCAGCAAUAAAACAGGAGAAUGAGGAGAAGGAGUUGACUUCUCCUGCAGGCCAACACUCCUUCACAUCACCCAAUGGCUUCGCUGACUGGAGCUAUGAAGACUCAUUUAAACAAAGAGGAAGUGCCAUCUGGGCUGAGGAGAAUGACGGAGGAAAAGCAAGAGGAGAGCCAUCCAGGGACUUUGCCAAGCUUUAUGAACUGGAUCAUGACCCACAACGGAAGGAGUUUCUUGAUGAACUCUUUAUCUUCAUGCAGAAACGAGGAACUCCUGUGAACCGCAUCCCCAUCAUGGCAAAGCAGGUGCUGGACCUGUACAGGCUUUAUAAGCUUGUAACGGAGAAGGGAGGCCUGGUGGAGGUUAUCAAUAAGAAGAUCUGGAGGGAGAUCACCAAAGGUCUCAACCUUCCCACAUCCAUCACCAGCGCAGCCUUCACCCUCCGCACACAGUAUAUGAAGUAUCUGUACGGAUUUGAGUGUGAGAAGAAGGGCCUGAGUUCUCCGGGUGAGCUGCAGGCCGCCAUCGACAGUAAUCGCAGAGAAGGUCGACGUCCUAGCUACACCAACAGCUUGUACCGCUACUCUCCCUCCCCGAGCUCCGCUUCACACGCCCUCCUCUCUUCACCCAUAAUGACGACUGCACACAACGGCCUCAAUACAUCCGCUAGCCCAAAUCUAAAGAGAAACGCAGAUGAGAUGUCAACUCCUGUGUUACCCAGCCGGCUGCCCAUGGCUCCGGCACUGGGGCAGCAGCAGCAGCAGCAGCUGGCACAAGCUGCCACGUUGGAGCAUUUCAGAGAGCGGCUGGAGCGAGGAGCUGCAGGAGCUGCAGGAGCUGCAGCAGCUGCAGCCGACGGUCCUGAGAAGAAAAUGAUGAUGAUGGCGGAGGAGCAGCAGCGCCUCAUGCAGCAGGCUUUCCAACAAAACCUCCUGGCCUUUGCGUCUCACUUUAACCCCAUGAACCUCAAACAUAACAACGGACAUGAGAGCAAACAGGAUUUGUCUCUGAGUAUCUCCACUAACGGAGCAGCCAGUAUCAGUGUGUCUGUGGAGGUCAAUGGCACCGUUUACUCGGGAAUGCUGUUUGCCCAGAAGGCAGCUGGUUCUGUGGCGUCACAGGUCGUAACUCCAGCAGGAACAAAUGGUUUCAGUGCCCUGUCCUCGGCACACAGCCCCUCCUCUUCAUCUUCCACCUCCUCAAAGGGACCACAUUAAGCCUCGCUGGUCUUUAAACCGGUCCUCAGCUAAAUAAUUAAUAGUUAAAACAAAAUGCAUACUAGGCAAGAACUGUGUGAACUCUAACUAUACUGCUUUCUGCUAGUAUACCUACUAGUUGACCUCCUGUUUAUUCACUCAGGCAGUGCAGUCUUUUUGGAAAUCUAGCUUUGUUUUUCCAUUAUUUUGACAGCGUAAUGUGCUUUAAAUGAUGUUUAACCUCAAAGGCUUUCAAACUGACCAUAGUAUAGAUUCAGAUUAUAGUUAACCUUUGUGCCUGUAAGAAGCGUUUCUUUUUUUUUAAAUGUAGUAGCAUUCAUGUCUAUAAGGCUUUACUAGGUUUAUUCAGAAGUGUCUUUAGAGCCUCUUUGGAUGUUGACUGCAUUUAUAGCUAAUUCUCAAACAGUUCUGUAGCUGCCUUUUCCCAUCGUAGAACAGUGUGGUUGCCAAAGUGCAGCUAAUGAAGACCAAAAAGCCUUAGCUCAAUGUCAUAGCUUCUAUCUGCAACUAUUAUGCUGAAGCCAUUUUGUAGUAAACAUUUGGUUUAACCCGAUUGAAAGCGCAUAGUUUACACUUUUCAUAGCUUUUUUCAGGGAUUAUGUACACCAUCGAUUUCCUAAAGAAUUAGAGAAAUUUGGUCCAGGUUGGUUGGAUUUUUGUUAUGUUUUGUAUUGUGUUUCAUUUAACUUUUUUAUUUAAUCAUUUGGCUCGGCCUCAUUUAUUUCAUGUCGGCUUUGAAUCAAAGGCAAAACAUUAGAGACAUAGUUUUGCUUAGAAUUAUAUGUAGGAUGGAAGUGAUUCAACAUUUACCUCAAUUGACUUCCCGUGUUGGUAAGUUUCUCAGGAACGUCCUCCGGACUCAUCACUGUUAAACUGUUUCUCAUAAUAUAUUGCUGUGUUGUUUUUGCAUAAACUCAGAGAAUGUAUCGCUAAUGACCUCAAGCUUAUUGACACUGAAACAGUGCUACCUCACUCUUCUAGAGAAAUAAUAUGCAAUACUUAAUGCAGCAUGUGUUGAUUUAGCCAUCUGCUGGAAUAUACUGUAUGUGGACAAUCAAGUAGACAUAUCAAUCAUGCAAACAAAUGUCACUGUGAACUUCAGAAAAUCAAGGUUAUGUUAAACUCUGUUUUGGACUGAUUUAUGUAUUUCUUGGACACGUGGCCAUGAGGAAUAAAAUAAAUCUUGUGUGCUGUAGAAA